Messenger RNA from Cheilinus undulatus (humphead wrasse), 960 nucleotides. RefSeq names its product signal recognition particle 19 (gene srp19). The record is from RefSeq and is a predicted model, not a curated record. The coding region runs from base 156 to 581 and encodes 141 amino acids. Gene Ontology annotation, molecular function: 7S RNA binding. Gene Ontology annotation, cellular component: signal recognition particle, endoplasmic reticulum targeting. Lineage: Eukaryota; Metazoa; Chordata; Actinopteri; Labriformes; Labridae. Gene Ontology annotation, biological process: SRP-dependent cotranslational protein targeting to membrane, signal sequence recognition; SRP-dependent cotranslational protein targeting to membrane. The transcript is spliced from 5 exons.
AACGCACCUCUCGGUUGUCAAUAGUCACCGUGCAUGUGGAUCAGCCGUAUGAUUUCCUGUUUUACGGCACAAAUCAACCCGUCUUGUGAGCCUGUCGCUUUAUCCAACCAAGAUCCGAUUGUCUGCAGUCAAAUGAACAACAAAACCAGUAAAUAAUGGCUCAUUUAACUGAAAACCCUGCCGACAAAGAGAGGUUCAUCUGCCUGUAUCCGGUCUACAUCAACAGUAAGAAGACUUUGGCUGAGGGAAGAAGAAUCCCCACAGAAAAGGCUGUGGAGAAUCCAUCCUGCACUGAGAUCAGAGACGUCCUGACAGCCGCUGGGCUUAAUGUUUAUUUGGAGAACAAGAUGCACCCCAGGGAGUGGAACAGGGACGUCCAGUUCAGAGGCCGAGUCAGAGUCCAGAUCAAGCAGGCGGACGGGAGCUUGUGUCAGGAGAAAUUCACCUCCCGUAAAGACGUGAUGUUCUACGUAGCAGAGAUGAUUCCUAAACUAAAGACUCGGACCCAGAAGAGUGGCGGAGGAGAAACAAGCUCUCAGCAGGGAGAAGGAGGAAAGAAGAGCAAGAAAAAGAAGAAGUAGAACCACAGAUGUAGACUUUUUUUUUUUUUCAAAUACAUUUUUAAUUUUAGGUCAUCGUGUGUGUCGGCCAGAAUCAAACCCUGAGCGUACACAGGAGAUGUUUUUGUUUUUUAAGGGUUUGAUGACACUGUGACCUCAGAACUGAUUCAACUGUAGGCUUACCGAAGUGAAACAUCCGUUCUCCUUUAUUUCUUCAUAUAUUUUGACCUCACUGGCUGAUUGGAGAUCUGUGGAAGCUGCACACAGCUCAUCAUGUAGUUUCUAAAAACUCCUCCAGCAGCAGAAGCAGAGAAAGGAACUGAUUUCUGUUAUAUUAAAAAACAAGAUUACAUCAUUGUUUUUCCAUCAAAACAAGAUGAAUAAAUAGUUCAUUUUCUCA